Messenger RNA from Amphiprion ocellaris (clown anemonefish), 2147 nucleotides. RefSeq names its product follistatin-like 3 (secreted glycoprotein) (gene fstl3). Lineage: Eukaryota; Metazoa; Chordata; Actinopteri; Pomacentridae. Bases 157 to 903 code for a protein of 248 amino acids. The record is from RefSeq and is a predicted model, not a curated record. Gene Ontology annotation, biological process: cell differentiation; negative regulation of activin receptor signaling pathway; multicellular organism development. The transcript has 5 exons. Gene Ontology annotation, molecular function: activin binding; protein binding.
UCCACAACACAUUCAUUCACAUAAGGGAGAGCUACUUGCAGAGUUGAGUUAGAGUGAGACGCCGUGUUUGGAACAUCACUUCUCCUUGUAGAUAUUUACUUAGACAACCGUCUGGGAGUAAAAAUUACAGGUUUUUAUACUAAUUCAGAAUACACAAUGAGCCCUUUGUUUUCUGUUUUGGGGGUGAUUCUCACUUUCUAUCAGAUUGGAAGGAAUCCUGCCGCUGCCGGGAUGUGCUGGCUGCAGCAGAGUCAGGAACAGCGCUGCGACAUGGUGCUGAUGAGAGGGGUGACCAGGGAGGAGUGCUGUGCCGGGGACCGCCUGGACACCGCGUGGUCCAACACCAGCCUGCCCAUGAAUGAGGUCAGCCUGCUGGGCUUCCUUGGAAUCGUCUCCUGUAAACCGUGCAAAGAGACAUGUGAAGGAGUCAAAUGCAGCCCCGGGAAGGUUUGUAAGAUGAAGACGGGAAGGCCCCAGUGUGUGUGCUCUCCAGACUGCUCUCACAUUUCCCGGAAGCAUGCUGUGUGCGGCAGCGAUGGGAAGUCAUAUAAGGAUGAGUGCACUCUGCUCAUGGCCCGCUGUAUGGGACAUCCGGACCUGGAGGUCAUGUACCAGGGAGAGUGCAAGAAGUCGUGCUCCAGCGUGGUUUGUCCAGGAACUCACACCUGCGUGACCGACCAGACCAACAGCGCCCACUGCGUCGUGUGCCGCACCACGCCUUGCCCGAUACCAAUGCCGUCUGAGCAGCCGAUCUGUGGCAACGACAAUGUGACCUAUCCGAGUGCCUGCCACCUCCGCCGGGCCACCUGCUUCCUCGGACGCUCCAUAGGAGUCCGCCACUAUGGCCACUGCAACAAUCCACCUCGGAAAUCCACCGAAGGCAGCGAGGAAAACUCAGUCUAAAUGGAGGAUCCUUCACAGCCUUCUUGCCAGAAACAUUUCACACCACUAGCUUCCCAACAUGACCUCUUUUUUAUUUGACAAUCACUCCUCUUUUGUACACAAAAUGACAAUACAUUUGAUAUGAAAUGAUCUGUGAUAACCUUGUGUUAAACUGGGAAGUGGAAGCACAUGAAUGGAAAUUUACCUAUGAGCUCUUUGGGAGAUGUGUGCAUAUUGUAAAUAGAAUACCAGUACUAUUUAUUGGAGAAGGUAGCAAGCUCUAUUUAUGUUUUUAUCCCAGUAACAACUUUAUAUACCCUUGGGAAAGCUGAUGCAAAAAAAGAAAAAGAAAUGUAUUUAUUGUUAUUUUUUGUUGUUGUUCAUUGUGUAUGUACAAUAGCCAUCACUGGUAUUGGCUUUUCACAGCUUUCUGGAGUUUUACAUUCUUCAUCAUUCCCCUCGAGCUGAUGGAAAGCAAUCCUAAUUUGUUUGGAAAGCUGAUUCCAGUUUAUAGUCUGCCAAUGUGGUUUCAAUUCACCACAAAAACAAUAACAAGAUAGCUAUAGUCUACUGUACGUACUCGAGCUUUAGUUGGGGUGGUGAGGAAGGGGUUCAAUCUAAACAGACCUAUAUAGUCCCCCCCCCCGACUACACAUGUUUACUCUGGAUCCUGAUCCAAACUCUUGGCCACCCACUGAUCACCAAAAUUAACAGUUUGAUGUGUUUGUAGGACUCUGCUGGUACAACCCCAAGCACUCUACAAUACCUCCUCUGUUGAAGGCUUAGCUUUGUUCUGUAAAUGCAGUUUUGUAGCUCUUGCUAGUUGGUUCUGAUGCUGUUUUGCCGCUUUGAUUGGGUUGAAUUUCUUUUUUUUUUUUUUUACCGGAAAGACCAAUGUAAUUAGCACCGCCUGACUUUAAGGAAAAUUAAAUUUGUCUGGGAAUGGUUCGUCAUUUGGACCAAUUGAACAUACAUGAUUAUACUGCCAUCAGAAAGGAGACAAUCUGCUGUUGACGCCGGUAAACCUGCACACAGAUGGAUUUCAAACGGUCAAGUGAUCCAGUUAAAUCCUCCAAACUCAAAGCAGAUGUCUGGAUACUUUAGUACCUUCUAGUGUCACAUUUUAAUGAUUCUUCUGUAAAUAACAGACUUGUGUGUACCUGCCUGUGUACCUACUGUGAAAUUUGAAUGAUAAAUGCAUCAACAUAUUUUUGUAUUUUUGUACUGCCACUUCAAAACAGCAUAAAGUUUAAUAUUUGUCACAA